This is a messenger RNA of Brassica napus (rape), 1016 nucleotides long. RefSeq lists its product as uncharacterized. Lineage: Eukaryota; Viridiplantae; Streptophyta; Magnoliopsida; Brassicales; Brassicaceae. Bases 143 to 760 code for a protein of 205 amino acids. The transcript has 3 exons. The record is from RefSeq and is a predicted model, not a curated record.
CUAAAUUAAAGAGUUCAUCAUCUCAAUAUAUAUAUAUUCGGCGCACUAUAAAUGGUUUGAGCUUGUGCUAUCACAACGAACUCCCACUUAAUUUCUUUAUCAAACAACUUAUCGAGAGAGAGAGAACUCAAGAAGAAGAAAGAUGAUGAUGAUGGUGAUGGAAAACGAGUUUCAAGAACGUAGCAACCUCAACAUCAACGACAUUGAUCUCUCUCUCCUCCGCCUCUCCUCCCCACCACCUUACGACUACUCUCGCUCCUCCUUCCUCUCCGCCGCUUCUCCUGAUGAUAUCAUCAGCCCCUUGAAACGCUCCUCCCCUGUUUCCGACGAGUCAGAUCAGCCCAAACGCAGGAGAGUCUCCCUCCAAGACCCGAUCUUUAUCGCGUCUCCUCUCAGCUCCACUUACCCGGAAACCCAACCUUCCUCCAUCGACGACCCACCUGUUCCGGAGAAGCAAGAAACGUCGCCGUAUGAUUCCAAGAGUCUUGAAACAGAGAGGAUGAAGAUGGUUAACAAUCACGUGGAGGAGAUCACUCACGAAGAGACUAACUAUGAUACUUAUGAAGAGAUCUACCGAGAAGAGACUAACUAUGAUGCUUAUGAGAAGCAGCAAGAAGAGGAGGAAAAAGAAGAAGAGUGUGGAGAAGGGAUGAGGAUAGAGAGAUCUGGAGAUGGGUUUGUAAUUAGAUUGAAGUGUAGAUGCAAGCUGGCUUACAGGGUUCUCUUCUCUGAUCAUCACCUCUACUUCAAGUCCCUCUAAAGCUUUCACUUGUGUCUGAUUUAGUUACUAGUAUCUGCCUACUCUAUCAUUUGUUGUAACGCUUUUUUUUCUUAUUUGUUUGGACUAUAAAAACAUAGUUUACAAAGUUGUACAGUGAGAUGCUUACAGCAAAAACUCUGUUUUUGUGUUGUAUUGAAGGUUGGAAUACAAAAGGUUACAACUUUUUGUAGGAGAGCAAAAACUCUGUUUUGUUUUGUAUCAAAAAAGAGAAUAAUACUACAAAAGGUUACAACUU